UUAUUUACUCAAUUUCGUUCGCUUGAGAAAAUUGAAAGAACUUGCUUUGCUUGUAGUAAUGUAAAAGAACUGUGUGCAGUUUUUAGAUUUUAUUUCCCUUUAUCUUUGAAUGAUUUUACAUAAUUUCUUGUGUGUGCUAAAAUGUUAGAUUUAUCAAAAUUAAGUUAGUGUAAAUUGAAUUAGUGUUUUCUUUCAACUUAUUGCUGCUGGCAUUAAUUUUUAUCAAGCUCGAUCGUUACAAAAUAUUGCAAAAUGACUUCAGCCCUUUAUCUGGAACACUAUUUGGACAGUCUGCAGCAUUUACCCAUAGAACUGCAAAGGAAUUUUAAGCUGAUGCGGGACCUCGACGACAGAGCUCACGGCCUAAUGAAGACCAUUGAUCUUAUGGCCGAUGAUUUGUUACCGAAUAUAUCUAAAAUGGACGAAGAAACGAAAAAAGAAAAGGUGAACACAAUACAGGGACUGUUCAACAAGGCAAAGGAGUACGGGGACGACAAAGUACAGCUCGCAAUACAAACUUACGAGCUCGUGGACAAACACAUACGUCGCCUCGAUUCUGACCUCGCGCGAUUUGAAUCCGAAAUUCAAGAGAAAGUAAUGAGCUCCCGCGCGGCGCAGCAGGCGGCCGCGGACCAAGAGACUAAUCCUACCACUGUUAAAAAGGGAAGAAAGAAACUUAAAGGUAGUGAGAAAACUGCAACGACGACAGGCAAGAAAAAGCGCACAGGUGCGUCCAGUGAGGAAGACGCCGUCGCGAGCGGCAGGUCGGCGGCUAAGAAGAAGGCGCAUCGCAAGGGCACUACGACCACAGCCGCGGCCACCAAGGAGCAGGAGGAAAACGCCGACCUUGACUCUGUUGGAGGUAUGGCGCACCCCAGCGAUGUACUCGACAUGCCCGUCGAUCCUAACGAGCCCACAUACUGCCUUUGUCACCAAGUGUCCUACGGAGAGAUGAUAGGUUGUGAUAACCUCGACUGCCCGAUUGAGUGGUUCCACUUUGCCUGUGUAGACCUUAAGAUCAAGCCCAAGGGCAAGUGGUACUGCCCCAAGUGUACACAAGACAGGAAAAAGAAAUGAUCCACAAUAAAGCCUCCCGCUAAGCCAGCAGAAAAGACUGUGACCGUAAAAAAAGAAACUAAGUGAUUAUAUUAGGCUUUAAGAAUAGUAUCUAAUAUAACAUACUGUUUUCUAUUGGAAUAUAUUAUAUUGAUUAAUGUAGGAAUAAUUUAUUUUUAGCAUAAACUGUUUGAUCAAUGAUAAUAAUUAAGUAAGAUACUGACUUUAUAACACCCAUAUGGUAUAUAGUUUAUUAGAGAUGAAUGGAAAAUGAUGUAUGUUGUCUGUUUCAAAUUAAUCAAAACUUUUGUUUUGCACAGUAAUGUAAUGUAAUAUACUUGAAUUUUGUAUAUUUGUACAUAGCAAUCAAAUUUUUAUGAAAUUCAAAUCAAUUUAUUAUUUUAUAAAUAUAAGUAAUUAUAUAUUUCUUUGAAAUUAUGUGAUUUAGUAAAUCUAAUUAAGUAUAUUUGUUUGACCAUUGUGUAAUUUGCCUCAUUUUAACUUGUGUAUAUUUUGUAUGUUAUUGCAACGUAUUACAAUCUCCUAGGCCUGUGUUAAGCUAUUUGCAACUACAUAUUUACAAAGUACUCUGAUGAAGGUUUUCAAUCAUGCAUGUAUGCAUAUGUAGGCAUGUAUUGUAAAAUCUGAAAUACUUUUGAAUUAUUGUUGUAUAUAAAAUCAAAUAAUUAUAUUUCUUUGACAUGCGUGAUUUGCUUUAUCUUGUGUAUAUUUUCUAUAUUAUUGCAACAUAAUAUAACAAUUACCCAAGCAAGAAUCAAGCAAUAAUAUUUCAUGCAACUAUUUAUUAUGUACUCUGAAGGAUUUCAAUCCUAGAAAUGUAUUUAAAUAAAAUGAAAUUGAAUUGUAAUAAUUGAGAUAUUUAAUAAUAACACCAUGAAACUAAACUGUACUGUGCACAUGGUGCACAUUUUUGGAGCAUUGUAUCUAUUAUUUAAUAUGUUUAUAUUAUCUACCUUUUUACUGUGCCUUUUAAUUAUGUAAAAAUUAUUAUUUUAAAAAUCAAUUCAAUCAUAUUUAUCACAUUUGAUAUUAAAUUCUAUAAUUUAUGGUUUAGUAACUACCAAAAUCAACUUUUAUUCUUUUAUUACUUAAGUAUAAUAUUAAUGUUUAAUGCUAUCAAAUUAACAAAAUAUUAUUUUGUAAAAAUAAAUCUCCUCUUAUUAUUAUUUCAUAUUUCUAGUACUAAAUAAAGUGUUGGCAAUUGUGUAAUUUAUAUUUUUCGACAGCAAAUGUACUUAUGUUCAGCUAUACAUGCUCAUACACAUUUGCCAGACUGAAAAUUAUUGUCAUUUUAAAAAAUUAUAAUCUACAUAAUAAUAAUUAUUAUGAUUUAUUAAUAUGACCAUACAAUUACAUAAGUUAUACAAAUGCCUUAAGUUAACUGUGUUAUUUUUAUUAAAUAUGAAUGAAU
Molecule: messenger RNA, 2488 nt
Organism: Maniola jurtina (meadow brown)
Lineage: Eukaryota; Metazoa; Arthropoda; Insecta; Lepidoptera; Nymphalidae
Gene: Ing5
Product: inhibitor of growth protein 5
Exons: 1
Coding region: 253-1077 (274 amino acids)
Biological process (GO): regulation of DNA-templated transcription
Cellular component (GO): nucleus
Source: RefSeq, a predicted model, not a curated record